AUGCAUCCCUACGCAUACGAUUUAUCACCUCUAGUUGACAUCAAUUUCCACUACGACGCAUAUCCAUAUCCAUAUCCCGAAGAACUCGACGACAAUGGCAGCAACGAUCUCCUCGACGACGACGCCGUAUCGGAAACAUCUCCGCUUCCGUUGUGUAUGGAUUGGAGUCCUCCGCCUCCUAAUUGGGACGGUCGCAACACUCUUUGGCCGCACGCUUUGUCUUCUUGGACUUUCUCUUCAACAAUUCCUUCAUGGACUCUUGUUCCUCAAUCAUCACCUUCUUCUGAUCCUGUUGUGUUUUUUAGGGUUCAAGUUGGUGUUCGAUCCCCGGAAGCUAUCACCACUACGAGAAUUAUAUUGCGCAGAUUUAGUGAUUUCCUUGACUUGUUUUCUCAACUGAAAAAAGAAUUUCCCAUGAAAUAUCUGCCUUCGCCUCCACCGAAAAAGAUAUUGAGAAUUAAAAGCCAGGCCCUUUUGGAAGAGCGGCGGAGUUUGUUAGAGAAUUGGAUGAAAAAAUUGUUAUCAGAUAUUGCGGUAUCUAGAAGUGCACCAACAGCAAUAUUUCUCGAGUUAGAAGCUGCUGCUAGAGCUUCAUUCCAUGAUAUGGAUCAGCAUAUUUCAGAUGAACAAACUGCUGCUGGUACUGCACUAUCACAUACUAUCCAUAAUAGUUCACAUGAUUUUUUUAAAGCUUCAUCUGUUUCUGGUGACGAUACUACUUCUGAGGUUUCUGAGCUGGGUACACUGGGGCAUGGAAAAGAUAAAUGUUCUGAGCAUACUGUGGACAAUUUAACAUCGGACGGUGACUCAAUUAAUCCAACUGAAACAAGUGUUGAUCAUGCUGCAUCUAACCAAGACUUUAUUUAUGAGGAUAAUAGUAGUAGUACAGACAAGGUUGCUGAGAAUUCUGGUGAUGCUAUAGCUCUUCGUCUAGAUGGAGCUGACUUUACACCAGCUAAUGCUCAUGUUGAGAGACUGUCAACAGAAAGUAUUGGGAGUGACUUAAGUUCUGUAAGGAAUAUAGGAACGUCGAGUUCAGUUGUCUCCACUUUGCUUCAGGGUGUUUCACAUGAACUUCCCGGUAACAAUGUACCCUCCGAAAACUCAGAUUUGUUGGUGACUUUUCCAUUGGAUCAGCGACAGAAGUUGAACAGAAUUCUUAAUACACAGCAGCAGAGAGUGGCCACGGCAAAAACAGAUGUUGAAGAUCUUAUAGCAAGAUUGAAUCAAGAAGUGGCUGCAAGACAAUAUCUUGCGACAAAGGUCAAAGAUUUGGAAGUUGAACUUGAAACAACUCGACUGAACUGCAGAGAAAACAUGCAGCAGGCUGUCUUAACUGAAAAGGAAAGGUUUACACAAAUGCAAUGGGAUAUGGAUGAACUUCGGAGGAAGUGCCUGGAGAAAGAAACGAAAUUGAAGUUUGAAGAGGAUGAAAGGUUGCUAGCAGAAUCAACAAAAGCGUCCAUUAUUCAGGAGAAGCAAAUGUUGCAGCAAGAGCUAGAUAUGGCUAGAGAACAACUUAAGCACUUGCAGAAACGUCAUGAUGAGUUUGAGAUGAAAUCAAAGACAGAUAUGAAGUUGCUAGUAAAGGAAGUGAAAUCCCUCAGAAGUUCUCAGUUAGAACUAAAACAGCAGCUCAGCGAAUUGACGGAGGAAAAAGUAGAUGCGGAGAAAACUCUUCAGAAGGAAAAGGAAAGAAUGCAGCUUUCACAUAAUGUUAAUGCAAAGUUGUUGCAUGAGUGUGCAAUCCUUCAGAGGAGGCUACAGGAGUGCAGUGUAAAUUUUCUUGUUGAAGAGGAAGAUAAACUAAAUGUUGACACUUCAACAUCUGACGCUUUGGAUUUGUUAGCAACAUCAGAUAAUCGGAUUGGUCUCUUGCUUGCAGAGGCACAGCUCUUGGCACAAGAUGUAGAAAAUGUCGUGGAUGCUGUGGAAAGAAAUACAACUACUGAUGAUACCGGGACAACUAAUGAAGAAUUAAGGAAAAUGCUGGCAAAUAUAUUUGUAGACAAUGCCAGUUUAAGGAAACAAGUCAAUUCGGUUAUCCGUUGUGCUUUACUUGCAAAUAUCAAAUCCGAGGAGAAUGAUGAAGAAGAUGAAAUCCAUCUGCAAAAAACUUUAAUAAGCAAGUUCUUAGAGAGAUGA
Vicia faba (fava bean) is the source of this 2145-nucleotide messenger RNA. NCBI's taxonomy places the organism in Eukaryota, Viridiplantae, Streptophyta, Magnoliopsida, Fabales, Fabaceae. The record is from the annotation of a GenBank genome assembly.